Messenger RNA from Fonsecaea pedrosoi CBS 271.37, 1158 nucleotides. RefSeq lists its product as uncharacterized. The record is from RefSeq and is a predicted model, not a curated record. The transcript has a single exon. The coding region runs from base 1 to 1158 and encodes 385 amino acids. NCBI's taxonomy places the organism in Eukaryota, Fungi, Ascomycota, Eurotiomycetes, Chaetothyriales, Herpotrichiellaceae.
AUGGACUUGGCCAAUAAACUCUCUGGGCUGGACAUGUAUCUGUACAAUGCCGAGGACAGUCCGUGUCCACCACAGUCUGGUUUGAACGGCGGGGAUAAUGUCCGUGGACAUCGGGGUUCAGUGUCGUCAAAUGCUCACGCUCAGGGUCCGAAACAGCCGGGUGAAGAUACGUUUGACGAAAAGAAACGUCCGCAUGUGUCGGCGGGGGGUAUGGCGAUUGGUGAUAUCGACGUCAAUGGUGCAGAUGACCGCGAGCGCGACGGUGAGGGAGACUGGGAAGUUGUCCCCAAGCAUCCAGAUUGGGACGUGGUCGGUCGUGGCGGCAAGGGCCGUGAGCGAAAGCUAUCACUGAAAGCAGAUUGGGUCGUGUGCGAAAAGGGUCGAAACGGCAAGGUGCAAAUGUUUGAGGGUCCUCGAGUCGAAGACGGCGAUACUGCACUGUCCGCGUCGUCGGAAGAGAGAGCUCGGAUGACCGACACGUCUCUCCUUGAAUCCACCACGCGACCUGGCGUUCGAGUUUCCGCAAAACCCAGCCCGGCACAUGCGUCAUAUAUACUCGACGGCGAUUUGGAUUCGCACCACGCUCGCGCCCGAGAACUAGAAGACAGUCAUCCAGCGUCGUCGGAUCAUGGAACAGCGAACGUGUCCAGAGUUGAUCUAGUACCCUCAAGAAAGUCGUACGAGCGAACUCGGCCAGGACGCAAGAUACGACCACCGGCAUCACCGUCGACGACUCUGGGUGACGAGGCUCGGAAACAUGAACAGGAGCUACAACCAGCACUUUCGAGCCCCCUCCGCGUCUCGGCCACCCGCAGGCCCAAACACCCCGCCGCCAACCCGACCAAGAACCGACCACUCCCACCUGACGAACAGGACCUGCCUUUUCUGAGCCCUUCUCCUCCCCCUCCUCCUCCUCUUGUUCCUCCUCCAAAGACCGUCGCCACUAACAAAGACAUCCUCGGAGGACCUCACGACCAUGAGCAAGUCCCCGCCGUGUCGCGAGUGCUGGCAAAGGGUGACCAGGACUCCGUGGCGCUGAUUGCCGCGCAGGAACGGCUGGACGAGAAGCUGCAGCAGCGAGACCAGCGGGGGAUUCAUAGCCGUCACGAGGAGUGGCGCGAUACGGUGCCUUCGUGGCCGCCGCGGUUUUAUUAUUAG